Molecule: messenger RNA, 1545 nt
Organism: Panicum virgatum (switchgrass)
Lineage: Eukaryota; Viridiplantae; Streptophyta; Magnoliopsida; Poales; Poaceae
Exons: 4
Coding region: 1-1545 (514 amino acids)
Source: RefSeq, a predicted model, not a curated record
AUGGCUUACUGGGGCUGCAAUAGGGAGGCACCUUGGGUAGAGGAGUUCGAGAGCUACCUACCCAGGUCGAUGUUCGGGUGGAUGGUGACUGGAAACGUGCUCGCCGGCGAUGACGGCGGCGGUGGUGCUUGUGUCGUCGGCGGUGCAGGUGAAGGAGAGCUCGGGGUAGUCGAGCGUCGCGCGCACGAGCACCGCGAGAGCGUGAGGAAGCUGCUGGGGAAGCUGUCGUGCUCGGACUCCCCUGGAUUUGGCCGGUCCGCGGCGAGCCUCGAGCCGGCCGGCGGCGGCGCGGAAGGGCAACGACGUUUGGGUGGGUUCUGGUGGGAUUCAGCACGCGUACACCAGAGGUGUCACAGUGGCAGACGCCCACAACGACCCCGCCGUGACAACGACCCCGGCAACGACCUCGACGGCUUCUCCGCCUUCUCUAGUCGGCUUCGGGCCAUUCAGUGGCCCGCCACCUUCAAGCCUACCAGGAUCGAGAAGUACGACGGCGAGUUGGACGCCAAGACGUGGCUGCGCACCUACUCCAUCACCGUUCGAGCUGCACGCGGCGACAACGACAUCAUGGCCGCCUACUUCCCGGUCAUGAUUGGUCCCCAAGCUCUCAACUGGCUCGAAGCGCUCCCCGCCGGCUCCAUCAGCAGCUGGCAGGAUCUUUGCAACGCCUUCGUCCAGUACUAUCAGCCAUCUUGCCCGGGUCCCAAAACCAGAUGGGAUCUGGCCAGCGUCGUGCAACAACCGGACGAGUCCCUCCGCGACUACAAGAGGUAUUUUGCUAACCGUAAUACCAUUACGGAAGCCGAUGACAGGGAUGUCAUCCACUACUUCAACGAAGGCCUCCACAACAUGGAACUAUGGAGGAAGAUGUUCGAGACCUACCCCAAGACCGUGGGCGACAUGUUGACGCGGGACAACCGCUCGGAACGCCGCCGCGACGACCGCCCACCUCGCCACGGGAAGAAGCAUGACCGCGCCGAGUCGUCCAAGAACCGGGACCGCAAGCGUGGCCCCGAGAACACCGUCGCCAUCGCCAAAAGGUCCCAGUUCCGCUCCACCCUCAACCAAGUGGACCUAGAUCGACUCCUGGAUGGCAAGUGUCCUUGGCACAAUGAUGCAAAGCACACCGCCCGGGAGUGCCGAGCACUCUCCAAUGGUGUCAUCAGGGACGACGACCCCAAGAAACCCCGCCGCGAGGACUGCGACAGGCGAGACGACGAUGACCAGAGGGAAGUUUUCCCAGGGAAUUUCCAGGAAGAAGACAGGGCCGUCAACUUCAUAUACUGCGGCCCUAGCAAGCCGUCAUGCUGGCGCAAGCUCAAGCUGGAUGACCGCGAAACCAACCUGGUAUUGAAACACCUGGUUGAACCCCUCCGGUGGUCGGAGAUGCCGAUCACCUUCGACCGCCGCGACCACUGGGUCCACCUGCCCAGGCCGGGUGCCUACCCUCUUGUGGUCAGCCCGGUGGUGAGCCAGGUCCGCCUGGCCAAAGUACUCGUCGACGGUGGCAGUGCCCUCGACAUCAUCUUCGCCAGCAUGUUGUAG